Phymastichus coffea is the source of this 2899-nucleotide messenger RNA. Its product is annotated as 4-hydroxybutyrate coenzyme A transferase. Gene Ontology annotation, cellular component: mitochondrion. Gene Ontology annotation, biological process: acetate metabolic process. Lineage: Eukaryota; Metazoa; Arthropoda; Insecta; Hymenoptera; Eulophidae. The transcript has 9 exons. Bases 547 to 1998 code for a protein of 483 amino acids. Gene Ontology annotation, molecular function: acetate CoA-transferase activity. The record is from RefSeq and is a predicted model, not a curated record.
UGAGUUUGUUGUGUCUUAGUUAUGGUUGAUUUGUUUCAAGGUGCAGAAAGUGAAAUGAAGGCUAGUGAAUAAUUGCGUAGAAAGAGAUAGAAAGAAUAAGAGUGAAGCACGUGGGAUCACGUGGCUUGGGGUGAUGGUUCCUUGCAUCAACGCUCCGCCCCUAUGCCAACGUCAUACGCGAAUAGCGUCAUUCAGCCCCCUCAAUAAAAAUGCAAGUUUUUAAACUACGAGGCUCCUCGUAUCAACGCUCCGUCCCUGCGCCAACUUUGACGAACGAACAAGAUAGCAAAAGAGAGGGAGAAUAACAAGAAGAGUCAAAGCAUAGCAAAGGCAAGAUCAGCAGCAGCGAAACAGUGCUCGGCAGUCGGACUGGUCGGAGCCGGUGGUGCCACUCAUAUUGUCGAGGAAAUCGCGCGUUAGUGUCUUCGGCCUAGAUUCGAUUGAAAAAAAGUAAAGACCCAACCCUUGUGUAGUAGCGCUGAGGUCGAGGAUAUAUAUUGAAACUCACGACAGUCAAUUGGAGUUUGUCCCAGAAUCAUCACCGUAAUGUCACUACAAAGGAUGACGAGCCUGUCAAAGGCACUGUCAGGUCUUAUGAGACCUUACAGGGCAACAGCAGCCGCAGGUUCGAAAAGUUACUUUACUUACGUUAACGAGCCGUCGAUGCCGAUUCCCGACAAGGAACCUUGCUAUGUCAACUGCGCCGAGGAGGCUAUCGAAGCUGCUGGUCUUGCAUCCAAUAAAAUCGUAUUCUCCCAGGGCGCAGCCGCGACACCGGUGGAGUUACUUCGAGGAAUGACUGAGCUUGGCCAGAAGAACAACGUGUGCAACGUGAGGUUGUUUCACAUGCAUCUUGAAGGCGAAGCACCGUUCGCUGAUAAAUGCGUUGAAAGUAACUUCCGAUCCAUGAGUUUAUUCAUUGGAGGCAAUGUGAGGAAAGCCGUGAACGAAGGUCGUGCCGACGCGAUUCCCAUCUUUUUACAUGAAAUUCCCAAAUUAUUCAACGAGGGCCAUAUUAAACCUGACAUCGCCCUUAUUCACGUCACUCCACCUGAUGAUAAAGGGUACUGUUCUCUUGGUACCAGCGUCGAUUGCGUCAGAGCUGCGCUUAUUCACUCCAAAAUUAUUGUGGCACAAAUAAAUCAGUACAUGCCACGUACAUUUGGCGACGCUUUGGUGCAUAAAAGCCACAUCGAUUACGCGAUAUGCCAUGACAAGCCUUUACCGUCUCACGGAGGCAAUGAGCCAAGUAAAGAGGAGAAAUUGAUCGGCAAGCACAUUGCUGAGAAUCUUGUAGAAAAUGGUGCCACUCUGCAACUUGGUAUCGGCAGUAUUCCUGAUGCAGUACUCGCUCUGCUGAAAGGACAUAAAGACCUCGGUAUUCAUAGUGAGAUGUUCAGUGACGGCGUUGUUGAUCUUGUUAAUCUUGGCUGCGUCACCAAUAGUCAGAAGACUAUACAUACUGGUAGAAUUGUUGGAUCGUUCUGCGUUGGCACUAAUAAGCUUUACGAUUUCAUGGAUAAUAAUCCUUUCAUUGAGAUGUUGAGGGUGGACUAUGUCAACGACCCGCGAAUCGCUGCCAAACAGCCAAAGAUGACUGCAAUCAAUUCGUGUAUAGAAGUCGACAUUACUGGGCAGAUUUGCUCGGACAGUAUUGGUACAAGAAUGUAUUCUGGUUUUGGAGGUCAAGUUGAUUUCAUUACAGGCGCUGCAAUGAGUGAAGACGGCAAAGGAAAGCCAAUUAUUGCUCUCAGGUCUACUACUAACAAGGGCGCUACUAAAAUUGUACCUACGCUCAAAUUAGGUGCUGGAGUUGUAACAUCAAGAGCAUUGGUACGUUACGUCGUAACGGAAUGGGGCAUUGCUUCUCUCUUCGGAAGAUCUUUGCAACAGCGAGCAUACGAGCUAAUUCAGGUUGCACAUCCAGACCAUAGAGAAGCAUUGGAAAAGGCUGCAUUUGAACGACUGAAAGUGAUGCCAGCAAAGAAAGAUUACUAAAGUGAAAGGAAUGAGAUUAUCCGAUAGCAUUUUUCGGCAUCCGCCAUACUCGCACCGGUAACACGUGUUAUUGCCUCUCUGCCAUAUAUCCGAAGACUCUUUGAUUUAAUCAAAAGGAGAUUCUUAGAUAGUUUGAUGGUCCGGAGAAAAGAGAAUAAACUAUCGAUUGUUUGGAAGCAAAAUUCAUGUUUUUUUUUUAAAUUGAAAAGUGAAUUGUUUAUCAAUUGAAGACACAUCCGCGCAGUUGUAUGCGCGAUUAUAAUUUGAAUAAAAUUAAUUUUCUCCGGGUAUUUUGCGUUAUAUAGGCAUGACAAAGAACAUUAGUUGCAUGAAAAAAAAAUAAAUGAAAUCAGUGAGUAAUGAUGUGUAGAACAUGUCGGUGUAAUUUCUUGUGGAGAUCCUAUGAUAUCGACAAAUUAUAUUAAUUAUAUAGCUGUCUGAGAAGUUAGCCGACGCUAAACCACAUUUUGUCUAAACUACAAAAUAUUAUUUUUUGUAAUAAAAUUUAAAAAAAUAAGUCCUUUUUAUAUAUGUAUAUUGCCAAGACAGAUAAAGUUGAUGUAAACAUUUAAUGCGCAUUUCGUUCGAAAUUUAAUACUAUCCAAGCAGUUGUAAUUAAAGACAAGCAAACUUCUUUAAUUUACCAUUUAAAGUUAUAUUUUUUUAAUUGUGAAUAUAUUUCCAAUACAUACUUAGCCAUUUUUAAUUAUGUAUAUUUUUUUAUAAAUGUCUAAAUAAUUUGUUGUACAUUACUUCUUUAUGUACGAGCAGUUAUCUAAAAGAUUAUUUAACUUAUGUGAUUAUAUUUUUAGUCAUAUCGAGCAUCAUCGUUUUCUUUUGAAUAAUCAAAUAAAAUCAACUAAAAAGGACUUCAGAAUUGUUUGUAUAACUCUUUUGUUCA